This is a messenger RNA of Lolium rigidum, 2518 nucleotides long. RefSeq names its product pentatricopeptide repeat-containing protein At2g41720. The coding region runs from base 157 to 2190 and encodes 677 amino acids. Lineage: Eukaryota; Viridiplantae; Streptophyta; Magnoliopsida; Poales; Poaceae. Gene Ontology annotation, molecular function: protein binding. The record is from RefSeq and is a predicted model, not a curated record. The transcript is spliced from 11 exons.
GCGCGCGUGCUCGCGCUCCCGCCAGCCGACGCCCAUGCCGUCGACGCCGUGCUCAACUGCUGGGCCGGGCGCUUCGCGCGCCGUAACUUCCCGCUCCUUAUUCGUGAAAUCACAUUUGCCGGGUCCUUGCAACACGCUGUACAUGUGUUCCGCUGGAUGAAAAACCAGGAGAAUUACUGUGCUCGUAAUGACAUUUACGGUAUGAUGAUACGAUUACAUGCCAGACACAAUCUGGUUGAUCAAGCACGUGGCCUCUUCUUUGAGAUGCAAGAAUGGCGGUGCACUCCAGAUGCUGACAUAUUCAACUCUCUAAUCCAUGUGCAUGCUCGGGCUGGUCAAUGGCGCUGGGCCAUCAACAUUAUGGAUGAUAUGCUUCGUGCUGCUAUACCUCCUAGCCGGACUACGUAUAAUAAUGUGAUAAAUGCAUGUGGUGCUGCUGGUAACUGGAAAAAAUCUUUGGAACUUUGUAAGAAGAUGACAAGAAAUGGUGUGGGGCCAGACUUGAUUACGCACAAUAUUGUAUUAUCUGCUUUGAAGAAUGGAUUUCAGUAUUCAAAAGCCAUAGCUUACUUUGAGAUGAUGAAAGGAGCAAAUAUCACCCCAGAUACUUUCACAUUGAAUAUUGUCAUCCACUGCCUCGUGAAAGUUGGACAGUAUGGGGAAGCUAUUGAAAUAUUAAACUCGAUGAGGGAUAAAAGAACACAGUGUCCUCCAGAUGUUGUUACAUACACUAGCAUUAUGCAUUCUUAUUAUGUUUGUGGGCAAGUGGACAAUUGCAAGGCAGUCUUUGAUAUGAUGAUUGCUGAAGGAGUUAAACCCAAUACUGUGUCAUAUAAUGCACUUUUGGGUGCUUACGCCUCACAUGGAAUGCAUACUGAGGCCCUGAGAGUGUUCAAGCUACUGAAACAAAAUGGUUUACGACCUGAUGUAGUUUCCUAUACCACUUUACUGAAUGCCUAUGGUAGGUCUGGACAGCCUGAGAAGGCUAGGGAGGCCUUUAAUGAGAUGAGGAAGAACUCAUGCAAGCCAAAUAAAAUUAGUUACAAUGCACUUAUUGAUGCUUAUGGAUCGGCUGGGAUGUUGAAGGAGGCCAUUAGUUUGCUGCAUGAAAUGGAGAAGGAUGGCAUUCCACCAGAUGUUGUUUCAAUAAGUACUCUGUUGACUGCCUGCGGCCGCUGCAGGCAAAUAACAAAAAUUGGCACAGUUCUUGAAGCAGCGAAAUGUCGAGGCAUUGAACUUAAUAUAGUUGCUUACAACUCAGGCAUUGGAAGCUAUUUAAGUUUUGGAGAUUACGAGAAAGCUUUGGAGUUGUAUGCAUCAAUGAUGGCCAGCAAUGUCAAUCCAGAUAGUGUAACUUACAAUAUACUCAUCAGUGGAUUGUGUAAAUUGGGAAAAUAUGCAGAAUCUCUUAAAUUUUUUGAAGACAUGGUCGACUUGAGAAUUCCAUUAACCAAGGAGGUCUACUCGUCCUUGAUUUGUUCAUAUGUCAAACAGGGCAAACUAACUGAAGCAGAAUCAACUUUUAGCUCAAUGAAAGAAUCCGGCUGCUUCCCUGAUGUUUUGACAUAUACUGCAAUGAUUCAAGCCUAUAGUGAUGAUGGGAGUUGGAGGAGUGCGUGGGACCUAUUCAAAGAGAUGGAAGGAAAUGCUAUACAGCCAGAUGCCAUUAUAUGCUCAGCCCUCAUGGAAGCAUUGAAUAAUGGAAGCCAACAUGAAAGGGUCCUUCAAUUGAUGGAAUUCAUGAAGGAAAAAUGCAUCCCAUUAAACCAAAAGGCUUAUUUUGAGAUAAUAGCUUCAUGCAGCAUGCUAGGAGAUUGGGAAACAGCAAGUGAAAUAGUUGAAUAUUUGGAUUCGUCACUCUCAUCCAUUUCCGUUGGGACACUAAACCAUCUCCUAAAUUUUCUUGGAAAAUGUGGGAAGACAGAGAGCAUGAUGAAGCUGUUCUACAAGAUGGUGAAUUCUUGCUCUGUUCUGGGUCUUUCUACUUAUACGGUUCUGCUGAGAAAUCUAUUAGCUGUUGGGAAAUGGAGAAAGUACAUUGAGGUUUUACAAUGGAUGGAGGACGCUGGGGUCAGGCCAACACUAUACAUGUAUCAAAGUGUUCUUCCAUAUAUGUGGAGGGACAAUAGUAUGGAUUACGUCUCUCUUAUGCAAGAAAAAAUAAAUGCCUUGAGAGAGAAGAUAACAUGAGUUUCAGACAUAUAAAUGCAUGUCUGUAAUGUGAAGCAAAUCCAUCGCGAAAUAUGUGGACAUCACUGACCAUAAAUGAUAAUAGAGUUUGCUCUCAGGACCUCCACAAAGAUUAUCAAGGUCAAGUUAAUGUCUGAGUAUAGCCCAGCUAGGUGCCCCAGCCCACAAUCUGACGCCGUCAUAAUAGUACAAGAGCAUCUAGGAAGAUGAUCGCAUAUCAGCAUCCAAGAAAGAAAAGGGGGAUACCUAGUCUUUCACUGUUGCUGCUACAUCAGUGAAAACUCGCUUGACUUCGGCAGGGUUGAAUAUAUUAUAUUGCUUCUAACUA